This is a messenger RNA of Cryptotermes secundus, 2813 nucleotides long. Its product is annotated as protein sel-1 homolog 1. The record is from RefSeq and is a predicted model, not a curated record. Gene Ontology annotation, biological process: ERAD pathway. Gene Ontology annotation, molecular function: protein binding. Bases 128 to 2380 code for a protein of 750 amino acids. The transcript has 12 exons. Gene Ontology annotation, cellular component: endoplasmic reticulum membrane. NCBI's taxonomy places the organism in Eukaryota, Metazoa, Arthropoda, Insecta, Blattodea, Kalotermitidae.
CAAAUUGGUAGUGGUAAUGUAGGCCGUGUAUGGUGUGUUGAUGAUGCUAGGUAAAAUUGUAUUCGUGUACCGGUAUGAAACCAUAUAAACAGACUAUAACAUUAAGUGCUGUCACCAGUGUUCAUUAAUGUAUUGUAAUACACGUUCGUGUGGAUCACUGUAUGAACAGCCCCCACUAGACGAAAUGCGACACAAGACACAACUGUUCCUGCUUUUGAUAAUACUGGCGUUGGUGGAUGGGAAUGUAAAUCAGCAGGAUGCUUCAAAACCAGGACGUGAUGAGAGACGACGAAGCAAAGAAGUGUCUAAUGCUGAAGAUGAACAAGAGGAAUUUAUAUAUUCAGAUGGUAUUAACAGUAUUCGCCCAAAAGCUGUGAGAAUUGUCCCUGUUCCUGAUCUUUCAAAAUCAGAAGACAAGUGGAAAAGUGAUGGUGUUGAAACUGGAGAUGUUGAUCCGGAAUUACUGUCCGAACCAGCGAAAUGGAUCCAGAGGAUGAUUGCAGAAGUAGAAGGGGCAGAAAAUGAAUUGCUGGAUGAAGGAGAUGAGGAAAAGAUUGAUAGGGAAGAUGAAAUUGAGGAUUCUGCAACAACACAGCCGCCAAGAGAGCUAACACCUCUGGAAAAAGAAGCCCUGGAUCUGUAUGAGAGUGGUCUUGCAAUGUUGAAUGUAACACGUCCAAAUAAGCUGGAGGCGUAUCAGUUUCUGCAGCGAGCAGGCAAGUUGGGUCAUAGCCAGGCAAGAGUCUUAGUUGCUUGGGCACAGCUCCUGGGUUCUCCCAUGCCCCAAGACAUUGAAGCAGCGAAACAAGAAUUUCAAGAAUUGGCAGAAUUGGGUGUUCCAGAUGCACACAUGGGUUUGGGAUUCCUCUAUGCCAGUGGCAUUGCUGUAAAUGCAAGCCAAGCAAGAGCCAUUGUUCAUUAUACAUUUGGAGCUAUUGGAGGCAGUUCAUGGGCACAGAUGGCUCUGGGUUAUCGGUACUGGUCAGGAGUCACUGUUGCUGCAAGCUGUGAGAAAGCCUUGGACUUCUAUAGGAAAGUUGCAAAUAAAGUUGCAGAGGAAGUUUCCUUGUCUGGGGGACAAGCUGUACAGAGAGUCCGCCUAUUGGAGGAACUGGAGAAUCCUGGCUACAACUCCGGAAUCUUAGACAAUGAUCUGAUAGAGUACUAUCAGCUGCUGGCAGAAAAAGGAGAUGUACAAGCACAGGUUGGGCUGGGCCAGCUCCACUAUCAGGGUGGCCGUGGUGUACAGCAAGAUCACCAGAGAGCUCUUCAUUACUUCCUUCAAGCAGCAGAUGCAGGAAAUCCAAUAGCCAUGGCGUUCUUGGGGAAGAUAUAUCUGGAGGGCAGUGACAUCGUGAAGCAAGACAAUGAUACUGCGUACAAGUACUUCAAGAAAGCUGCUGACUUGGGCAAUCCAGUGGGGCAAAGUGGCCUGGGUCUCAUGUACCUGUAUGGCAAGGGUGUGGAUAGAGACUAUGGCAAGGCCCUCAAAUACUUCUCACAGGCAGCAGAUCAGGGCUGGGUGGAUGGACAGCUGCAGCUGGGCAACAUGUACUUCAGUGGGUUAGGUGUGCGACGGGACUACAAGUUGGCCAACAAGUAUUUUAGCCUAGCGUCUCAGUCGGGUCAUGUUCUUGCAUUCUACAACUUGGCCCAGAUGCAUGCAACAGGCACAGGCAUGAUGCGUUCCUGCCCGACUGCUGUUGAGUUAUUCAAGAAUGUAGCAGAACGUGGCAAGUGGGGUGAAAAGCUGAUGGAAGCUCACAUUCACUACCGAGAAGGUAGCUUGGAUGAAGCAUUUGUCACGUAUACUCUCCUGGCAGAGCUUGGUUAUGAGGUUGCCCAAAGUAAUGCUGCUUUCCUGCUGGAUAAAGGUGAUGUAUCCUUAUUUGUGGAACGAGAUGUGUUUGUGAGGGCACUCAUGUACUGGCGCCGAGCGGCAGCCCAGGGCUACUCUGCUGCACAAGUGAAGCUGGGUGACUACCACUACUAUGGACUUGGUACACCUGUAGACUAUGAAAUGGCUGCCACACAUUAUCGGCUUGCAUCAGAGCAACAACACAAUGCACAGGCCAUGUUCAACCUUGGGUACAUGCAUGAGCAAGGACUAGGAAUGCAACAGGAUAUCCAUCUUGCGAAACGGUGCUAUGACUUGGCUGCAGAGACAAAUGCUGAUGCUAAAGUCCCAGUGGCUCUAGCUCUCAUGAAGUUGUCUCUUCUCUUCAGCAUGAAAUAUUUACAAGAGAGCCAUUGGCAGGAGUGGCUUUUGCUUUUCAAUCUGGACCAGUCAUUGGGCCCAAACUGGGACCUGUACCUCAUUACAGCACUAGUAGGAAUAUUGGGCAUUGUGGUGUAUUUUCGACGUCCACAACCGCAAUAGGCAACACAAUUGUAUCCUUCAUGAAACAUCCAGUGCGUGGAGAAGUGGUAAUAUGCGUCACUGUAAAGUACUGCCACUUUCUUUCAGGCAUAAUACUGCCGUAUGGUUAGGGUUCUCAAGACUCAGAACUAUUUUCUCCACAUUUCAGUUUCUGUUAUGGGCUGUGAUGUAACAUUUUUGGGUGUUUAAAUUUCAUUGUUCGUUCAAACCAUAAUGGUGGCUAGGAGCACAUUUUUGUUUGGGUUUAAAUUUCAUACCAGGGGGACAUGAUUGUGUGAUGUGAUGAUAAACAAUGUAAAGUUAUAUCAGUUUAAGUUUAUUUAAAUGCUAUUUCUGAAUUGUUGUACAUAGUUUUAUCAUAUCACGUAGCAUCGAGUGUGUUGUUAUUGUUGUUAUGUCUUGCUCUGUACAUGAAAUAUAAGUCUUAUAUCUA